Messenger RNA from Anneissia japonica, 3930 nucleotides. RefSeq lists its product as uncharacterized. NCBI's taxonomy places the organism in Eukaryota, Metazoa, Echinodermata, Crinoidea, Comatulida, Comatulidae. The transcript has 5 exons. The record is from RefSeq and is a predicted model, not a curated record. The coding region runs from base 132 to 683 and encodes 183 amino acids.
UGGUGUGCUUGACUCUGCGCAUGUGCAUUCAGUAUAAAAAUAAUACAAUACGUAAGCGGAGCUGCGCAGCAGCCAGCAAGCAGUCGUAGGUCAACGAAGUCGUUGCUUUAUUUCUAAAUUUAAACUAAAAAAUGGCUUGUGAUAACGCUAUUUGUGUAUGGAUUUGGGAGCAUUAUACACUCAUUAUACGUCUUUGGGGAAUAUUGACUGUAGUAGCAACAUGGGCCAUUGGUAUUGAUCAGUGUUCAAGUUUGAAGCCAUGGGUAGGAGCAUAUUUGGUAUUUGUUGCUGUGGUUUUAACUUUUUUAGAAGGAGCAUUUCUUAUUGGCUCUUGUUUGGAUAAAUGCUGCAACCUAAACAGUUGCUGCGGUAAAUUUUGGAGUGGUUUGAAGUGGUUUGACAACUGGAAACGUGGCGUACUUUACAUCCUUCUGUCUGUUGCAGUGUAUAUAGUCCCUGGAAUUGCUUACAUUGCAGCUAUUAUGCUAGAUAUCCUGGCAUUGAUGUAUAUAGCACGAUCAGUGAAGGGAAGAGACCCUAAACCAGUUGCUUCCACGAGGAAAGAGGAAUUCCACGAUGUGGUAGCAGUUGACGAAAGUCACGCCAAGAGUGCACGCGGCACUGGUUCCUACGAUGAUGACACAGAUCCGGCAGGAGACGCUGGAAUAUCACGCUAUCCAUGAUUGCAUGAUACAACAAACAUCUGGGUGAUAUUACAGUGCAAAUUCAGAAGUAACGCAUGUGAACUUAGCAGUCACAUGGAGAAUGUAAACCAUGUUUCUAAGUUUGACUUGAGGUAGUUUUUCUAGUCAAAUAAUAUUUGAUAAAAUGAUCUGACUAGGUUAUUUACAUUUUUAUAAUGACUAUUAAAAAAAAAAUUAAUUAAUGCAAAAUUCAGACGCCACAAUAUUCUACCAAAGUAACCUAACAUAACAAUUAGGAAAAAAGAUUCCAGUGACCCAAAUACCUUGAUAAUUGAAAAAACAAUCCCUUCAUAUCUUGGAUUUUCAGUUCUCACUUUUAGUAGUUAGAUGUAUUACUUUUUUAAAUCUAUAUUUUGUUUUUUUAAUUAUUUAUAUUGAUCUAUCUAUCUUGCUUAUGUUUUGUAGCAGUAGAAACACAAUUCUUUGCAUUGUGUAUUUGUAUAAAUCUUAUUAGAGAAGGAUCAUAGCAGAUAGAAAGUAAUGGAAUUGUCACUUUCAGAGAAAAGUGAUUAGUGGUUAACUACAGUAUAGUAAAAUUACAACUAUUCAGGGAAAAAGUUAUUAGAUGCAUUCCGUAUAUUUUGUUUCCAUAGAGAUUUUAUUGAAAUUGUUUAAUUUACAUUGGUGGUGGUAUUUUUCACCGAGAAUUUUCAGUUUGUUAUUGUUUAGAACCUGUUGCUAUGGUGCAAUAUAAUUUCUUCCAACAUUCAUGCUCAUGUUUUUAAUAUUAAAUUGUAUAAACAACUGAAAAAAGUAAUUCCUAAAUGAUGAAUUAGAUUUUAGCACAGCAGAACUUUGCUGGCAUUUGCAAAUGUUGAAAACAACAUUCUAAUGAGUUUACUAACAAAUGUAGGCCUAAUUCAAGGUGAGAAAAUGUACGUCAGUUGUAAAUAGGUGAAAAUAUUUGUUUGUGUGUAGUUUAUUGGCAGUUUGCCUUGUAUCUUGUUUUGUAUAUCAUUUUUAUAGAUCGCUUUAUUGUUGCACUUGGAACUAUCCGUACUACAUAUGUACUUAUAAACAUAAACUACUGUAUUUAUACGACAGUAUAAACUGUCAUAUUUAUAGGCCUUUUACACAGAACAGCACGAUUUUUUUUUGUAUACAAUUAUACUUGUUUCUAAUUUAAAUGAAAUAUUUUUAUCUUUAAUAGCUAUUCCUUCAUUAUUGUUAUGCUUGUUUGUUAGCAUGUUUUCAAUUACUUUAUAUUCAUUUUAACUGGGAUUGGGAUCUUUACCCAAAUUCCCCACCUUCUGUUGACGUUGUGUUCACACAAUGAAAGUCAAAAUAGUUAUUUGAUUUGAGUGCAUAUACCGAAACAUAUUAUAGGCCAAUAUAGAUAACAUUCAGUAUAUUUUAUGUUGCCCAACCUAUUUAUUUAACCUUUUUUUUAUAUAUCAUUUAUCUUAUUUCUUUACUUUAUUUUGUUGUAUUGGUAGGGCAAUUUGUGCUAUAAAAGAAAUAAUUAUAAUAUUAAUAUAUAGAUAAAUGACAGUCAAACAAAUAUGUGUGCAUAUAUCAUCACUUCACGCUUAAUUGUUAAUAUCUUGGAGUUUGUUUACCUUUAGAUUUUGGAGUAUACUAUCAAAUUUUAUGUGACAAAUUUGUGUGAUUUACAAAUAUAUGGUUUACCAACCUCUAAGGUUGUGGUUUCAAUCCCUCACUGUAGAUUUCACUUGUUUCCUUAAGCAAGGCACUUUAAUAUACCUGGUGGGGUUGCCUGCUCCUGUGCUGAUUACCAGCUAUGUGGACCCAAUGACCAGGUUAAAAAAAGAAGCUCUGCAAAGAGAGGGCGCUAUAUAGAUGAUAGAAAUAAAAGAAAUAAUAAUAAUGGUCAUGAUGAUGUCAUAGUAGUACACCCAAACAUGAGUAUAUCACAUUUUUUUUUGUCACAUAAAAUUUUGUAGUGUGGACCGAAUUUCAGAUAACACAUUAGUUUCUAAUGAGUAGAGUAUUUCAACAGGGUACUGUAUUUUAACAUGCUUUAUGGCCCUGUGACACCUUGACGCUUUAGUCAGCGUAUGCCGACGUAUCAAAAUUUCUCUAAAAUGCUGGCAUACACUGAACUAUCGAUAUGGUUUUUUUUUUCAAUUUUGGGUACAUUCAUAACGAGUUCGACAUAUACAUAACGUAUUUGUAUUUUUUUUUAAAUUUUGGGCACAUUCAUAGCAUAUUCAUAACGAGUUUGACGUAUACAUAACGUAUUAGUAAUUUAUUUAGAACGUUUUGAUAACUUAAGAAAUUUAUACCAACGACUGCUUAACGUGUUGCCGGCGUUCACAACUUAUGCCCAACAAUAAUCUACCUUAUGCAGAGUGCAUGGCAGCGUAUAGCCGACGAUUACAUGACAUAGACUAUAAAAAGGCUGCCGCUCGUCAAUUCAAAACAUAACCACACUAGACAUGGCAGUAUCAACAUCACCAUAUUAUCAUUACCCAAUUUUUAUAUACCUGUUCCCCUAAAUGCUGCCUAUACGCCAUUAUAUGGUAACUGUAAGUUAGAAACAUCUUCAGUAAUUUCUGUGGUUGUCUGGAACACGUCAAAUACGUCUACAUACGUCAGAUUUUUCAUACGCUGGCUAAAUCGUCAACGUGUGACAGUGCCAUCAGGUUUUUCCAUAAUGAUUACAAUUUUUCUGCUUGUGAUCUACUGAAAAUCACACACUAAUAGAAUGAAUAAGCAGUGGAUAUUUAGCCGGUAGAAUGCCUAUUAGUUUAGACAAAUUUCCAGUUUAGACAGCACAUUCCAAACCUAAAGUAAAACUCUGUCCACUCUACACUAUCAAAUUUGUGUAAUGUGCUCAUAUAUGGGCAUGAUUAUGUCAUAUUUACACUUAAUUAUGUCUAUCACAUUUAUUUGUCACAUGAAGUUCGAUAGUGUGGCCAGAGCUUUAAGGAUAGGCAGAUUUGAGUUAAAGCCGGCAAAAUAAACACUUUUAAUAGAACGUUAACAGACUGCAAGCAAAAUAAUAGGUAAUAGAUUACACAGUAAAGUACUAGAGUCAGCUUGUGUAAGAGGCUAAUAUAUAUUUCUUGCCAGCUAAUGAGGCUGGUCUACAAUAUUUUGUACCAUUGUUUUCUUAAUAGGGGUAGGCCAAAUAUUUAAAUAUUGGUACAUUACAUUAGUAGGGAAUGCUAACCGUGAAGUAGAUCCAGUGGAAUUUGUAAUUGAUUUUUCCAUGUUUUCAUCAAUUAAUGGUAUUAAAAUUUCUUGUACUAUAUAAUGAACA